Helobdella robusta is the source of this 378-nucleotide messenger RNA. RefSeq lists its product as hypothetical. The transcript is spliced from 2 exons. Lineage: Eukaryota; Metazoa; Annelida; Clitellata; Rhynchobdellida; Glossiphoniidae. Bases 1 to 378 code for a protein of 125 amino acids. The record is from RefSeq and is a predicted model, not a curated record.
AUGUGUGUUACGACAUAUCCGAAACCCUCAGUCAACAUAGUGAUGAUCGUGGCGUAUAGGCCGGGUUCGGCUUCAAAUACAAAAGCGUUCUUUGACGAGAUACAACUAUUUCUCGAGCUCCUCACUGUUUUAAAUGGAGUCCAUUUGGGCGUCAUUGUCACUAGAUUGGGGUACGAGAUCAUCAAUGUCCAGGCCGACCCACCUGCCAUAUCAGAUCAUGCUCUUAUUUCAUGUACGAUGGCUGUUGAAGUAUCGUCGCCCUCUCAUCAAUUCUUCAAGAACGUCCGGAACUACAAAAAAUGGAUCGUAGCGUAUUCAGGGAGUCGAUUCUCAAAAGUGACAUUUGCUGUCAAGAUGCAUAUUCUGGAUGCGAUGUAA